UCCAACCUUAACCCCCACUAUUAUGUAGAUGUUCAACGUUUGUAGGGUAAGAACCAUCUGGGGCAGCUCGGUGUUUUUUUCUCGGUAUAAAUAAAGUAUUCGCACUAUAACUUUGUAUAACCUUACCCGCUUGUUAUCUUUUCUACACCGAACCGAAUUCGAGUUUCUGUGUCGACUUAUUUGUUUAUUCCAAGUAGAAUAGCAGACUCAGCGCAUCCACGAGAUAACCCCAUUCAUCAUACAAAUAUUAUAUACAAUACGCAGUACGAGAAAAAAAACAGCAACCAUGAACACUUCCAUGGUCAAGUCCAAGUUUCUCUCCCACCCUGAGGACCUCGGCGUCGUAGCUGUUGGCUUCUCGGGUGGCCAGUGCAAACCAGGAGUUGACGCUGCUCCUUCAGCCUUGAUCGAAUCUGGUUUAUUAAGCCAGCUACGAGAUGAGCUCAACUAUAAGCUUCACGGUCACGACACCGUACAUUCGUAUACCGACCUCGUCCCAAAAGAAGACCCCCCGUUCCGAAAUAUGAAGAAUCCCAAGGCCGUAAGUAGCGUUACCGAACGCCUUUGCGACCAAGUCUACACACAAGCCAAAGAAGGGAGAAUGGUCCUAACCCUGGGAGGUGAUCAUUCCAUUGCCAUUGGCACUAUCGCCGGUAGUGCUAAAGCGGUACGCGAAAGACUCGGUCGCGAAAUAGCAGUUAUUUGGGUAGAUGCGCACGCCGAUAUCAACACGCCCGAGACCAGCGACUCCGGCAACAUCCACGGUAUGCCUGUUAGCUUCCUGACUGGCUUGGCGAAAGAGGAAAAACCCGAGUAUUUCGGCUGGCUUAAAUCCGAGCACCUUAUCAAUGUGAAGAAGCUCGUAUAUAUAGGUCUGCGUGACGUAGAUCCAGGCGAGAAGAGGAUCCUUCGUGAGAAUGGCAUCAAGGCAUUCAGCAUGUUCGACAUAGAUCGACACGGAAUCGGUCGCGUCGUGGAGAUGGCGCUUGCACAUAUCGGAGCCGAUACGCCCAUACACUUGUCGUUCGACGUUGACGCGUUGGACCCGAUGUGGGCGCCUAGCACCGGAACACCGGUUAGGGGAGGAUUGACGUUGCGCGAAGGCGACUAUAUCUGUGAGAGUGUGCACUUAACGGGAAGCCUCGUGGCUAUGGAUUUAGUUGAGGUCAAUCCGAGUCUAGCGUUGGAGGUCGAGUUGGGAGCACACGAGACGGUUCGAGCCGGAUGUUCGUUGGUGCGAUGCGCAUUGGGUGAAUCGUUGCUAUGAGAGGUUAUUCUGUUCAACAGGCUUACCAGUAGCCUAAGCCAGGAAUGCGCCCACGUAUCAUGUCAACCUAUACGAUAAUCCAUUCAUAGAGAUGAGUGGCUUUCCUUAUUCUCGACGGUAUAUAGGGAUCGUGGAGGUUCGUUUAGACGGCGUACAUUUUAGAAGGUG
Messenger RNA from Hypoxylon trugodes, 1435 nucleotides. RefSeq names its product arginase. Gene Ontology annotation, molecular function: arginase activity; manganese ion binding. The coding region runs from base 287 to 1267 and encodes 326 amino acids. The record is from RefSeq and is a predicted model, not a curated record. Gene Ontology annotation, cellular component: cytoplasm; nucleus; cytosol. NCBI's taxonomy places the organism in Eukaryota, Fungi, Ascomycota, Sordariomycetes, Xylariales, Hypoxylaceae. The transcript has 3 exons.